Molecule: messenger RNA, 672 nt
Organism: Cryptotermes secundus
Lineage: Eukaryota; Metazoa; Arthropoda; Insecta; Blattodea; Kalotermitidae
Gene: galla-2
Product: MIP18 family protein galla-2
Exons: 4
Coding region: 138-620 (160 amino acids)
Biological process (GO): iron-sulfur cluster assembly
Cellular component (GO): cytosolic [4Fe-4S] assembly targeting complex
Source: RefSeq, a predicted model, not a curated record
AGGUAACACAGUUUGUAACUUGUGGUUUGAUUCUGAGUAAGACUGAAAACUACCUCGGCGUGAGAUGGAAUAAUACACGUACACCUUUCGAGAGGAAGUCAUCUUUCUAUUGGCGAUCCUGUCCACUGAUUGAGGUUAUGCUAGUUUCUGGAGAGAUGGAAUUGCUUGAAAAUAUAAACCCUAAACUGUACAGAAAAUGCGAAAAAAGAGAAGUUACUCCAGAAGAAGAAGAUGAUAAUGUGGUGGAUCCUUUCGAUUCCAGAGAAGUCUUUGAUAUGAUAAGAAGUAUUCAUGAUCCUGAACACCCUUUAACAUUGGAAGAACUGAAUGUUGUGGAACAAAAUCUUAUCGAGGUGGACAAUGAGAACAGUGAAAUAAAUGUCCAAUUUACUCCGACCAUUCCACACUGCAGCAUGGCUACGCUGAUUGGCUUGUCAAUCCGAGUGCAACUGUUGCGAUCGCUUCCUUCAAGAUUCAAAGUCAGUGUAGCGAUUACUCCUGGGACACACAGUUCUGAAGAAGCCGUGAAUAAACAGCUCGCAGACAAAGAGCGUGUUGCAGCUGCAACUGAAAACUCUCAUCUCAUUGAAGUUAUAAAUGAAUGUAUUGCUAUGAAAUGAUUUGUACAUUAUGUAAUUCUUUAGUUGUAUAUACAACUAUGUAUGAAUUAGA